AUGCGCAGUGUCCCUGUAAGGACCCACACUGCUACAACAUACCUUUGGAACCACCUCUCCUGGUAUAACCCCAGAAGCUUGGAACGAAUUGCAAGAGACUCUUCUUAUGAGCAAGAAGGAAAGGUCCAGUUUGUCAUUGAUGCUGUGUAUUCUAUGGCAUAUGCCUUGCACAACAUGCAUAAAGAUCUUUGCCCAGGCUACGUUGGUCUGUGUCCACGAAUGAGCACCGUUGAUGGAAAAGAGCUGCUGGGUUAUAUUCGGGCAGUAAACUUUAAUGGGAGUGCUGGAACACCUGUUAUUUUCAAUGAAAAUGGAGAUGCACCUGGACGUUAUGAUAUUUUCCAGUAUCAAAUAACCAAUAAAACUACAGAAUACAAAAUCAUUGGCCACUGGACAAACCAGCUUCAUCUAAAUGUAGAAGAAAUGCAGUGGGGUAGCAGACAGCGAAUGCAUCCAACAUCAGUCUGUAGCUUGCCGUGCAAGCCUGGGGAAAGAAAGAAAACGGUGAAGGGAGUGCCUUGCUGUUGGCAUUGUGAACGCUGUGAAGGCUACCAUUACCAAGUGGAUGAAUUCACCUGCGAAGUGUGCCCAUUUAAUAAGAGGCCCAACCUCAACCGCACAGAUUGCCAUCUUAUCCCCAUCAUCAAGCUGGAGUGGCAUUCCCCAUGGGCUGUUGUGCCUGUCUUCAUAGCAAUAUUCGGGAUCAUUGCAACAUCCUUUGUCAUCGUGACAUUUGUUCGCCACAAUGAUACACCAAUUGUCAGGGCCUCCGGACGCGAACUCAGCUACGUCCUCUUGACUGGGAUUUUUCUCUGUUAUUCCAUCACUUUUUUAAUGAUUGCAAGUCCGGACACUGCUGUGUGCUCCUUACGACGGAUCUUUUUAGGGCUUGGAAUGUGCUUCAGUUAUGCAGCCUUGCUCACCAAAACAAACCGAAUCCACCGAAUAUUUGAGCAAGGCAAAAAAUCUGUCACUGCUCCAAAAUUCAUCAGUCCAGCUUCCCAACUGGUGAUUACUUUCAGCCUCAUAUCCAUACAGCUUUUAGGAGUCUUCAUCUGGUUUGCUGUGGAUCCCCCACAUAUCAUAGUGGACUAUGGAGAGCAGAGGACUCUUGAUCCUGAGAAUGCCCGGGGGGUUCUGAAAUGUGACAUCUCUGAUCUCUCUCUCAUUUGUUCUCUUGGAUACAGUAUUCUUUUAAUGGUAACAUGCACUGUUUAUGCUAUUAAAACAAGAGGUGUUCCAGAGACCUUCAAUGAAGCAAAACCAAUUGGAUUUACUAUGUAUACAACCUGUAUCAUUUGGUUAGCUUUCAUUCCAAUCUUUUUUGGAACUGCACAGUCAGCAGAGAAGAUGUACAUCCAGACAACAACACUUACAGUGUCCAUGAGUUUAAGUGCUUCUGUAUCUCUGGGCAUGCUCUAUAUGCCCAAAGUUUAUAUUAUCAUUUUUCAUCCAGAGCAAAAUGUUCAAAAACGGAAGAGGAGUUUCAAGGCUGUUGUGACAGCAGCCACAAUGCAAAGCAAGCUGAUCCAAAAGGGAAAUGACAGACCAAAUGGCGAGGUCAAAACUGAACUUUGUGAAAGUCUUGAAACCAACAGUAAGUCAUCCAAAAAAUGCAAAUAUUUAGCUUACAGAAUUUCUACAGUGGUUAAGCUCUUAAAAACCUAUGAAAAUCUACAAGAUUCAUCCAUCUAUUGA
Gekko japonicus is the source of this 1698-nucleotide messenger RNA. Its product is annotated as metabotropic glutamate receptor 8-like. Bases 1 to 1698 code for a protein of 565 amino acids. The transcript is spliced from 6 exons. The record is from RefSeq and is a predicted model, not a curated record. Gene Ontology annotation, cellular component: membrane. Gene Ontology annotation, molecular function: group III metabotropic glutamate receptor activity. Gene Ontology annotation, biological process: regulation of synaptic transmission, glutamatergic; G protein-coupled glutamate receptor signaling pathway. NCBI's taxonomy places the organism in Eukaryota, Metazoa, Chordata, Lepidosauria, Squamata, Gekkonidae.